Micromonas commoda is the source of this 2037-nucleotide messenger RNA. RefSeq lists its product with no specific name. Bases 1 to 2037 code for a protein of 678 amino acids. The transcript has 2 exons. Gene Ontology annotation, molecular function: ATP binding; protein kinase activity. Gene Ontology annotation, biological process: protein phosphorylation. NCBI's taxonomy places the organism in Eukaryota, Viridiplantae, Chlorophyta, Mamiellophyceae, Mamiellales, Mamiellaceae. Gene Ontology annotation, cellular component: nucleus. The record is from RefSeq and is a predicted model, not a curated record.
AUGAACAAGUACGAGGUGAUUGGAGUCGUGGGCGAGGGUGCGUACGGGACCGUCCUCCGAUGCCGGAACAAAGAGACGGGCGAGGCGGUGGCGGUGAAGAAGUUCAAGGAGAACGACGACGAUCCCGCGGUCCGUAAGACCACGCUUAGGGAGGUGAAAGUGUUGAGAACGCUCCAGCAGGAGAACAUCGUCAGCCUGAAGGAGGCUUUCCGUCGCAAGGGUAAGUUGUACCUGGUGUUCGAAUACGUGCCGCGUAACCUGCUAGAGGUGCUCGAGGAGCGCCCGGGCGGCCUCGACCCGGACCUCGUGCGCAGGUACACCUGGCAGCUCGUCAAGGCUGUCGCGUGGUGCCACCGACACGACAUCGUGCACAGGGACAUCAAACCCGAGAACCUACUCGUGGGUUCAGAUGACACCGCAUCGGACGCGCUCAAGCUGUGCGACUUCGGCUUCGCGCGCCAGCUCAAGCGCCACAAGGCUAACGAACCCCUCACGGAUUACGUAGCCACGCGGUGGUACCGGGCGCCGGAGUUGCUCCUGGGCUCCAACUCGUACGGCUUGGAGGUGGACCAGUGGGCCGUGGGGUGCAUCAUGGGAGAGCUCACCGACGGGCAGCCGCUGUUCCCCGGUGAGUCCGACGUGGAUCAGCUGCACAUCGUGCGCGAAGCCAUGGGCGCGAUCGACGAGAAGACCCAGGGACGGGACGAUCGUGUCAGUCGCACACGGCUUCCCCCAUCCACUUCCCCGCGUCGCGACCGGGGUAUGGAACACCUGAGGCGGCGGUACUCUCCCAAGUUGGACGAUAACGCGCUGAGGUUCAUGCGGGGCACGCUCGCGAUGGACCCGCGCGAGCGCCUGAGCUGGCAGAACAUGCUCACGCACGCGUACUUCGAGGGUAUGGACGGCUGGACCGCGCGGCCGCCGCUGCACGAAAAUCCCGCCGAGAAGGCGCCAAACGCGAAAGCGCCAAAUGUCGCGCCAAACUCAAAGUCGUCGUCAUCGGAGACGGCGACGAGUCACCCGACGGAGAGGAAACAUCCGUCGCCGACGACGUCGCCGGUGACGCUGAAAGAGCGAAGGGAGAGACGGAUGAAGGAGAACGCGGAGGCGCGACGGAUGGCGAUGGAGACGACGGCGGCGGCGGCGGCGCAGUCGGAGCUCGAAGCCGCCGCGAGGGAGGCGAAGGCGUCGAGGGAACGUAGGGAAAGGGAGCGCGCCGCGCGGGAGACGGCCGCCAAGGCGAGGGCGUCGGUCGCGGAGUCGCCGUACUCGACGUCGGCGGCGGCGAGGCGGCGGAGGGAAAAGUUUGGCGUCGGCGCCGGAGCGUCCGGAGCGUCCAUCCGCCACUCGAGCUUGAGGGCGGACGAGACGAUGACGGGGACGGGGACGGGGACGGGGACGGGGACGGGGACGGGGACGACGGUGGAGUACGUCGCGGGGACCAGGAGGUACGGCAGCUUUGGCGCCAAACCCGGCGGCGUCGCGGAGCUUCGAUCGAGGUACGCGUCGAGGGUGCUCGGCGCCGCGGCUGUUUCCUCGGCGAGACUCGCGGAAACAGACGCGCUCGCCCGCGGCCGCCGCUCGAUGCAGCGGCCUCACUCACUCGCCGCGGACGUCUUCGUCGACGAAGACGACGCCGCGGUGAGGGGGUGCGAUCGCGGGGUCGGCGAUCGCGCGUCCUUCGCGCGUCUCGCGUCCUUCGCCGACCCCUCGAAACCGGCGAGGAGGCUCCAGAGUUUAGUCGGCGCUCGCGCGUCCCCGGCGCUCGCCCCGCCGACGCCCUCGAUGGCGCUCAACGGGAGGGCGAUCGGGGUUCCCAAGGCGACGCGGCCGGCCCGAGGCGGGGGCGGGUUUUGGGGCGGGUUCGGGUCCGCGGACGCGCCUCGGAGCCUGGCGGCGGGAGGAGGAGGAGGAGCGCGGGCGAGCGCCGGGCCGACGCCGCACUUGGAUCGAUUGGGGGCGGGACCGGGCGGCGGCUUCGAGGAGCGGGGAAGGCGCGUCGCGGUGGGCGGGGGUCUGGGAGCGGGUUGGAGGUAG